Aaosphaeria arxii CBS 175.79 is the source of this 955-nucleotide messenger RNA. RefSeq lists its product as uncharacterized. Gene Ontology annotation, biological process: fungal-type cell wall organization. Bases 114 to 644 code for a protein of 176 amino acids. The record is from RefSeq and is a predicted model, not a curated record. Gene Ontology annotation, cellular component: fungal-type cell wall. Gene Ontology annotation, molecular function: structural constituent of cell wall. NCBI's taxonomy places the organism in Eukaryota, Fungi, Ascomycota, Dothideomycetes, Pleosporales. The transcript is spliced from 2 exons.
UUCGCUCUACUCCUAAUACCAACCGGUCUUACCCCGAUUACAUUCUUUAUCAACAACAUUAAUACCGCCUCCCGUAUAACUUAAUAUACCAAACACCAAACUCAACCGUCAAAAUGAAGUACUUCGCCGCUACCGUUGCCCUCAUCGCUGGUGCCCAGGCCUCUGCCUACGGCUACCCUGCUGCCAACAGCUCUACUCCCGUCGAGUACCCCGUCUCUUCCAGCGCCUACCCCGUUGAGUCUUCCGGAUACCCUGUCGUCUCCUCCGGAUACCCCGUCUCCUCCAGCGUCUAUGUCACCAAGACCGUCUCUGAGCUCACCACCGUCUGCCCUGAGCCCACCACCCUCACCCAGGGCGGCAAGACCUACACUGUCACCACCUCCACCACCCUCACCAUCACUGACUGCCCUUGCACUGUCGUUGAGACUCACUACCCCACUGCUCCUGUCUACACCUCUCCCGUCCACACUGCUCCCGUCCACACCACUCCUGUCCCCGUCUACCCCACUGGCAACGGCACUCACCCCACUGCCCCUGCUCCUUCUGGCACUGGUGCCGCUCCUCCCUCCGAGUUCACCGGCGCUGCCGCCAAGGUCGGUGUCAGCUUCGUCGGUCUCCUCGCCGCCGGUGCCGCUCUUUUGUAAGCAGCAUCUCAACCUCUUGAAGAGCAUUGAUCUCCUCCGACCAUUGUCUCUUCUGGAUGUUUGACAGGAGACGAGAAAAGACGUUGGAUGAAAGAAUUAUUAUUCGGUUCCAUUUCAAUCACGGUUUAUGACUUCGGGCUCUGCAUUCAUGUCACCUGCAUUGCGAUGGUGAGUCUGCGGUCGGAUACCCCCCGCUAAAUAAUUAUCAAUUUUGGACAAAUUUCCCCCAUACUUUAAUAUACCUCCAUCUCUCUUCAUAAGCGCGCUCCGAGAAACAGUCGAACCAAGGGCUGGAACUACCUGAUACCCAA